Colletotrichum higginsianum IMI 349063 is the source of this 507-nucleotide messenger RNA. Its product is annotated as NmrA-like family protein. NCBI's taxonomy places the organism in Eukaryota, Fungi, Ascomycota, Sordariomycetes, Glomerellales, Glomerellaceae. The record is from RefSeq and is a predicted model, not a curated record. The coding region runs from base 1 to 507 and encodes 168 amino acids. The transcript is spliced from 3 exons.
AUGACCAAGAGGUUACAGACACUUGAGCCCCCGUUCGAGUACUAUAAGCGCCGGGAUGCCAUUGUUGAGGGCGCCGAAAACGCCAUCAUAACCUUCGGAGCGGCCCAAGAUCUUGGCAGAGUGGUGCUCUGGCCAUCGAGAGUGGCCCUCGUCAGCGGUGCGAGCUUGACUAUGCGGCAGUUCAUUGCUCCCGGAAAGACGAAAAGAGGUCCAUUUACGGUCGAGAAGCUCACGGCUGACGACCUCGGUGUCGGUCUUGUCACUUGUGAAGGCUUCGAAGACGCCCAGAAUUGCCCAUUCAUUGGUCCCCGAGAAAUGCCAUCGUUCUGCCUGUACGUUGUUUUCUUAAUGAGCUCAUUCUGGCGCUCUCGGUGCAACGCUUUUGAGGUCUUGGAAGAGUGGAACAAACUUCUUCCCAAUCUCCAGUUCGCCCAGCCCGAAGAGUCCUUGACCAAAGCCUGGACCGGAACUGAUGCCGGCGCGAAGGCGGUGAACGCAGAUCACUAA